This is a messenger RNA of Lotus japonicus, 1576 nucleotides long. RefSeq lists its product as uncharacterized. Lineage: Eukaryota; Viridiplantae; Streptophyta; Magnoliopsida; Fabales; Fabaceae. The coding region runs from base 308 to 1237 and encodes 309 amino acids. The transcript is spliced from 9 exons. The record is from RefSeq and is a predicted model, not a curated record.
UUUUUGCAUAGGGACCCCGAGAAAAACCUACACCCGCUCCGUAGAGAGAGCAGAGAGGGAGCAUGAAACUGAGAAAGUGUGAAAGAGAGACUGAGAACUGAGAACGAGCACGACAGGUUGUAAGAAAGAGAGGAAGAGACAAGAAGGAGAAGCAACAAGCAAUCAUUACUGCGUGUUAAGGUGCGUAUAACCAUCUUCCAAGAGCUUCCUUAUCCUAAGUUGUAUUAAGAAACAAAGACAAACAAAGAAGAAAGAAAGAAAAGGCCGUUAUUGCGAGAGGUGGAAGAGGUUUGAGGAAUCCGAAGCAAUGGCGGCUGCGCAGGCGAACUCUGAGGGCGAAGCUCAGAAACCGAGUGCGGAUACGUUUCGAUUAUUCUCCUCGGCUGGCUCUGGCGUUGGAAUAUUUGAUGAUGCUGCACAGCAAGUUCCUGCUAUACCUCCUCCUCCGUGCGUUGAAGUUCUCGCCUCCGAGUCUGAUGUUCCUUCAUCCGCCAAACACAAUGUGGAGCCGGUGAAUGUCGAUGGGGUUACUUUGUUGAAGGGGAGGGUGAAUACCCGACAAGUUUUUGGUUUAUCCAACUCUGAUUUAGUUCCCGGGAAAUAUGAAGGAGGAUUGAAGCUAUGGGAAGGUUCACUUGAUCUAAUUAAAGCCCUUCGUUCAGAUAUUAAAAGUGGGCUUGUCUCAUUUGGCGAGAAGCGAGUAUUAGAGGUUGGAUGUGGUCAUGGGCUGCCUGGAAUCUCUGCAUUGCUUGAGGGGGCUGCUGCUGUACAUUUUCAAGACUUCAAUGCCGAGGUCUUACGUUGCCUCACUAUUCCCAAUUUAAAUGCAAAUAUUUCUGGAAAAUCUCAACCAUCACCAUCAAACUUAACCAUUUGUGACAAGGCAGAAGUUCGUUAUUUUGCUGGUGACUGGAGUGAAGUUGAUAAACUACUCCCUCAUGUUAGUACAGAUGCAAAAGACAAUGGAGGUGGUGGUUAUGACUUUAUUCUGAUGGCAGAGACAGUUUACUCGAUCAACAGUCUCCAAAUUCUCUACAAUCUUAUCAAGAAGAGCUUGCGACAUCCUGAUGGAGUUGUGUACAUGGCUGGGAAGAAGUAUUAUUUUGGAGUGGGUGGUGGAACUCGGCGAUUCCUAUCUGUGGUAGAAAAAGAUGGUGUCAUGACUAGUAGUCUGGUUGCUGAAAUCACAGAUGGUUCAUCUAAUGUGCGUGAAGUAUGGAAGCUUACAUUCAAGUAGUGCCGGUAUUUUCUUUAAACUAUCCCUGGUUUGUUUGCUCAAUUUUGCCCAUGCUCAUAUAAGGAGGCAGGUGAUGAUGGGUUGGGCGUGUUGCCAUUUUAUAUCUCAGAAUUAAGGGAUCUUUCAUUUAUAAUUAUAGAAAUUGUGUGAUCUAGAGAGAAUGUCAACCCUCACUUCUUGCUACACUUAUCUGCUUAAUGGAGAGAUCCUGUCUUAUUUAUCUGAGCCACAACUUCAUCUUAGACCUUUACCUGAAGGUUAUAUUUUUACAUGUCAGUAUUCAAAACUCACUGUUUCACUAAUUAUACUGAUCUGAGAUUGUUCCUAUUCAAGACAAAA